Messenger RNA from Jatropha curcas, 2056 nucleotides. Its product is annotated as F-box/LRR-repeat protein At3g59210. The record is from RefSeq and is a predicted model, not a curated record. Lineage: Eukaryota; Viridiplantae; Streptophyta; Magnoliopsida; Malpighiales; Euphorbiaceae.
CUGAAAAUGUAGAUACGCGGGCUCACCUACGUAGGUCCACCUAUUUCGCGGGUACCGAAGCGACCAUCCAUGUUGCUUCCGUUCCCGCUCAAAAGGGUAAAAAACACAAACCCUGAUUUUGGGAACGCACAAUCACUAUUCCGGCGACAGGGAGCUGCAAUCUAGGGUUUGCAAGUUACAAGUUUGGCGUUUUUAAUGGGUUUUCUUCACCUUUUUUUCUUCUAUUAUCCUUUACAGUUAAUAUUGUUCUGUAUGCUAUUCAUUUCCCGCGCGCUAUACUUCUUGUUCUUCCCACAAUUUUAAUCGAUUAUUCCUGUAGUUACUUGGAGCUUGCAUGUAAUCAGCAUUUAGCAGUGUUUUAAUUGGGGAAUUAAGUUAUUUAAGUUAGUAUUUGUCAAAAAUAUGUUACCUAUAUAAAUUAGUAAUCGUAGCUGUUAGUGCUUCUGCGAAGAGGGGAAAUAUGAAUUGAACCCAAAAUCAAUUUCAUAGAAACUAUAAUCUAGUCCAGACAUUAUCAAACUAAAAUUCUUAUGUGUUUAUUUCAACAUUUGUUGUUUACAAGUUUAAGCAAAAUUAAAGGAAAAUGCAUCAGCCAAUGCAGCGUUGACCUUUCAAUAGGAAUAGCUUGUGUAAGAUCAGAUGAUGAGAAAAUGUAAUGGUUUAUAAUAAGUGAGACCUUCAUUGUCAAUUUUAUCUUAAGUUGGUUUGCUUAUUCCAUGUUUUUCUUUAAGGGCCUUCGAUAUGCGAUUUUGUGAUUAGUGGAAUUUUAGAAUAAUGGAAGUAAAUUCUUCAGUACAUAGCACCAAAUUGCGGAAGGUGAAUGAGGAAGGAAACAUCUAUAGUAAUGGAAUAGAUGAUUUGCCAGAACCGAUUCUUGUGCACAUCCUUUCCUUUCUUCCAGCAAAAGAUGCUGUCAAGACAAGCAUAUUAUCAAAAAAAUGGGAAUACCUAUGGAGGUCUGUCACCAAUCUUCGUUUUCAUGACAUUUUCGAUUUUUUUUAUCCUAUAUCAUAUGUUUUACCUUCCUCCUUAUUUAUGAGUGAUUCAUUAACUGAGCUCAAAGUUGGCAUGUUUGAGGAUCUCAAGCUUCCUUCUUAUAUAUGUUUUUCAAGCCUGAAGAUCUUGACUCUUAAAUAUGUCACAUUUUUGGAUGCACAGUCAAUGCAUCAACUUUUUUCUGGUUGCCUUGUUCUAGAGAAGUUGACUUUGGAUGAAUGUGCAUGGAUAAUCUUAUGGCUGCUCGUGUUGAAAUUCCCACGCUUAAAACCUUGUUGAUAUUUGAGGGUAGAGAUGAUAAGAACAAUUGUCAAGUUGUGAUUACUGGAGCAAAUCUCAGAACCUUUGACUAUGGAGGUGAUCUGAAAAAUGAGUAUCAUUUAUAUGACCUAUCAUCAUUAGUUGAUUCAUCUAUUGUUGUGGGCAAGAUUAGUGAUAUUGUAGAAGAUGAUCGUCUGAGAGAAGUUGCUGAUCACACAAAUAAGCUUCUUGGAGGACUCUCUAAUGUUAGAGACCUAUAUCUGUCACAUGAGACUGUAAAGGUUCUAAAUUCCACGGCAGAACCUUUCACCCAUUCUAAUUUGACUUAUCUUAGAGUGAAUUUGGGUUCAGUGAAUUUCAAUUGUGGAGCACUACAGAGCAUCCUGCAAAAAACCCCUUUUCUCAGUAAUCUUGAAUUUAUGCGGGGGAUCUCCUUGGACACUCCUGAUGAUGAAGAUGAAUGGAAAUUAGAUCCGGUGCUUCUGUGUUUCUCAAAGCAACUGAAGACUAUAUAUAUUGGGGACUUCUGUGGAACUGAACAAGAGUUCCAUGUAGCAAAAAAUUUACUUCAAAAUGCAAGCGUUCUGGAGAGACUAUGUAUUCAAUUAGCAUCGUGCAAGGAUGUGUUUGACUCAUCAGAGUCCAUUGCUAUAGGGUCUAGAUGUGAAAUCUGUUUUCAUGCUUGAUCUUAAUCAAUCUCAGCAUUUCAUCGAGCAUGUAAAGGACAUAGAGCGGUUAUUUUAAGGUUUCCCCUAUUGCUUUACCUCCUAAAUGCAAAUUGACUUUUUAAUUGGUAAAA